Messenger RNA from Boleophthalmus pectinirostris (great blue-spotted mudskipper), 6028 nucleotides. RefSeq names its product apoptotic chromatin condensation inducer 1a (gene acin1a). NCBI's taxonomy places the organism in Eukaryota, Metazoa, Chordata, Actinopteri, Gobiiformes, Gobiidae. The record is from RefSeq and is a predicted model, not a curated record. Gene Ontology annotation, molecular function: nucleic acid binding. The coding region runs from base 45 to 5147 and encodes 1700 amino acids. The transcript is spliced from 18 exons.
AGGGAGGCGUCGCUCGUCUCUGGAUUUACCGAGAGGAACGGAAAAUGGCGGAUCUCGAGGACGUAACUCUGGACGGGAGACCGCUCCAGUCCCUUCGAGUUGCUGAUUUGAAAGCUGCCCUUGAAGAAAGGGGACUUUCCAAAAGUGGACAGAAAAAUGCUCUCAUCAAAAGACUCAAGGGGGCCCUCAUGCUGGAAAAUUUGCAACGAACCUCCACAGCCCAUGUUGGACUCCAGCCCAAUUCUCAGAUUGGUGAAGAAAUGAGCCAGAAUAGCUUCAUUAAGCAGUAUCUGGCUAAACAACAGGAACUCUUGAGGCAGCGAUUGGAGAGAGAAGCCCGUGAAGCUUAUGAAACAAAUGAUCAAGAGGAUCACAAUGAUGUUAAUAACAGCACCUGUACUCCACAAGUCCAGGAUGCUUCACCUGCUGUGACUGACCAUUUCAAACCACCAGGCCCCUCUAGUGGUCAUGCAAUGCCAGAGGGAUUGACUCACAGACAUCAGGAGGCUGCCAUGUCACGUCCACCUGCCUCUGGCUCUGUGACUCAAGACCGAAGUGACACAGCAGCUGACAGUGAUGAAGAUGAUAGUGAGGAUGGAGAGGAUGAUGGUGAUGAUGAUGAUGACUGGGACAGUAAAGUUCAGGGAAGACUCCCCAGACAGCCAGUGAGAGCACCCAUGGUCAGGGAGAGAUCUGCAGCAUCUUGCCAACCUCAACAGCAACAUAUUCCUUCACUUUUGUCUCCUCAAUUGCGCCAGCCAACACCUCCACCGUCUCCACCACCAGAGUUAUCUUUUCCUUUACCUGACACCCCUAAGCAGAGUCCCCCUAGUCCUGAUGAAGCUCCAGGACGUUCUCCCUCUUCCUCCAGCUCAGGUUCAUCAAGCAGUGGCAGUCGUAGCAGCAGCCCUGAACCUCAUGGUGGACUUUCUGAGCGCAAGCCUGGCCCCUUGACGCUUCUAGCAAGAAAAAUGGAGUCAGAAGGUGCUUUCUCUGGAGCCGAGUGGCAUAGCCGUGAUGUAAACAGGCAAGACAACUGCUCUUCUUCAAUUUUGUUUCCCAAUCAAGUCUGCCCAGAGGGUUUGGUGUCCUCUGUCCUUCAUAUGCCAACUUCAAGCCAUGCACCAAUUAAUCUAGGCUCAAACAAAAGCAAUGUCCAAGCCCCUGUAAGUGUAUUGAAGGCAACUGCAGAGAGAGAGGCUGAAUUAGAAAGAGAAAAGGCUCUCGAGCUGCGAAGGAAAGAACAACAAAGAAAACUUGAGCAAGAACGGGCUAUGGAGGAGGAACGGGUAAGAGCUGAACAACAGAAGGCUUUCGAGAAAGAACAGUUGGAACGGGAAGCGUUAGAAAGAGAAAAAGCUCUGCAAAUGAAGAGGGAACUUGCUUUAGAAAGAGAAAAACAGGAAAGGGAGAUAGCGUUGGCUAAAGAGAGAGAAGAGAAGGAACGGGCAUUGGAGCUUGAACGAAAAAGGGCUCUAGAGAGACAACUGGCUUUGCAGCAAGAACAAGAGGAACGUGAACAGCGCCAGAGGGAAGAACAAGAAAGGGCUCAGGCUUUGGAGAGAGAGAGAGUUCUGGAGCAAGAAAGAUUAGAAAGAGAGCGGAUAGAGAGAGAGAAGGUUUUGGAGCAAGAAAGACUGAAACAAGAAAGGCUGGAGAGAGAGGCGGCUUUGGAGCGUGAGAGGUUGAGAAAGGAGAGAGAACAAGCUUUAGAACAGGAAAGGAUUGAACAGGAAAGAAUUGAGCAAGAAAGGCAAGCACGAGAAGCUGCUUUAGAACAGGAGAGAAUUGCGCAAGAAAAGGCUCAAGAACUUGAGCGAGAAAGAAUUGCACAAGAAAAGGCUCUAGAACAAGAGAGAAUAGAGCGAGAAAAAGCUCUAGAAAAAGAGAGAAUAGAGCGAGAAAAGGCUUUAGAACAAGAGAGAAUAGAGCGAGAAAAGGCUUUAGAACAAGAGAGAAUAGAACGAGAAAGAAUUGCACGAGAAAAGGCUUUAGAACAGGAGAGAAUAGAACAAGAAAGAAUUGCACAAGAAAAGGCUUUAGAGCAAGAGAGAAUAGAACGAGAAAGAACUGCACGAGAAAAGGCUCUAGAACAGGAGAGAAUAGAACAAGAAAGAAUUGCACAAGAAAAGGCUUUAGAACAGGAAAGAGUAGAGCGAGAAAGAAUUGCACGGGAAAAGGCUUUAGCGCUGGAGAGAAUAGAACGAGAAAGAAUUGAGCGAGAAAGGGCUUUAGAACAGGAGAGAAUGGAACGAGAAAGGGCUUUAGAACAGGAGAGAAUAGAACGUGAAAAGGCUCUAGAACAGGAGAGAAUGGAGAGAGAAAUGGCUUUAGAACAGGAGAGGAAGGAGCGAGAAAGGGUUUUAGAACAGGAGAGGAUGGAACGAGAAAGAGCUUUAGAACAGGAGAGGAUGGAGCAAGAAAGGGUUCUAGAACAGGAGAGAAUUGAACGAGAAAACGCUUUGCAGAAAGAAAGGAUAGAGCAAGAAAAGGUUGAAAGAGAGGCAAGUUUGGAAAGGGAACGACUGGAAAAGGCUGAACAGGAGAGACUGGAGCAGGAGAAAGGGCUGGAACAGGAGGGACAAGCAUUAGAAGAAGAGAGAAAAGCCAAGGCUGUGGCCGAGGAAUCUAGGAUGAUUAAAGUGGGGAGUGAGGAGCAUUUUCCUCCUACUCGUGAGAUUGGUUUUGUCCCCCUGCCCACUCCUACCCCCCUCUCCACAGGAACAUCAACAAAUGUAUCAACAGAAGCAGACAAGCAGGAAUGUGAAGUCCGUGGUCCGGUUACCUGUGAAGGCCAAGCAGAGGAGUCAAAUAAGUCACCACCGUCCUUGUUGAAAAAGUUUCGAUUCUCAAGAAACACCCCAUUGCAACCACAUGCAGCCUCACGAAUUAUCAAGAGGCCCCGUACUUUUUCUGAUACACCACAGCAUUCUGGCCCUAUUGUGGAUAGUAAUGCUGAAAGUCAAUUGCACAAAGAACAAUCUGCAAAUCUGGAUGUUACUGGGACGGUGAUAUCAGAGGUAAAACAGGUUGAAGCUGUGGAAAGUGCCCAAAAACGAGGUGAUUCAAACCUCAUGUCGGAGGAUAAAGAAGAUCAUGAUACAACUGAGGAUGCAGUGAAGGGAUCUGUUAAGAUGGCUGUAGACAGUAAAAUCUGUCCUUCAAGCCCUUUGGGUCCUUUUGGAAGAGGAAGAGAUGUAAAGAAGACAGAGAAAAAAGACACAAGAAGGUCAUCAUCAAAUGAUUCGUCUUCCUCCGAAUCCGAUUCCUCUUCAACUCACUCUACUGGUUCAUCCUCCUCAUCUGUAGACAAGACUUUCCUCUCACAGCCGAGCAGAAAUUCAUCAUCGCUUCAAGCUAUUGAGGUAUCAAAAGAGCAAGAGAAGACAUCUCCAAACCAAAUGGAGAUUUCCUCAGAGAAUGUACAAUUUAGUAAAGAUAUUUUAACCAAGCAAAAUGAAGCACCUGUCCAAGAUGACGCCCAAAGAAGAAAAGGCAGCGAUGAUGAAAAUGAAAAGCCUCAAAAUAGCCAAGGAGAGUCUGCUGUGUCAGAACCAGAAAAGGGUACUGAGGGCAACAACGAGACACCUAAAGCCUUCUCAACUCGUAAGAUCUCUCUUAGCAGCAGCAAAUCAUCUCCUGGCAGCACAGAGAAUGAUCUUGAGUUGGGGUCUGCAGGUGGUCGUAAGAGGAGGUGGGGCUCUAGUACAGCUGUCACUGCCAAAAAACCUACGAUCAGCAUCACCACAGAUUCUCUUAAGUCUUUGAUUCCAGAUAUCAAACCUGCCUUAAACCAGGAAGCAGUGAUGGACCUUCAUCCUGAGGAUCCUGUCCUGUCUGAAACUGAGGAUGAAGACAAGGACCAUACUGAUCAAGAACUUCAGAUUUGCCGAACUGUAACACAAGUUGUCAAUGUGGAGAACCAGGAGAAUGGUCAAAAAGAAGCAAAAAGAAGACGAGAAGAAUCAGAAGAAGAGGAUAUGCAAGAUGAAAAAGAGACAAAAACUUAUGAUGAAGCCAUAGAAGCACCCUCACCAUUGCACACGCGUCAUGAAGCAGAAAUUAACACUGUGACUCCUAAUGAUAUCCUCAUUCGUCGUUCGAUUAACCAGCAGAAGAUUGGUGUCUCUAUCACUAUUGAUGAUCCUGUGCGCACAGCCAGGCACCCCUCUCCUCCCCGGGGAGAUGUUUCUAACAUUGUUCAUGUCUGCAACUUGGUGAGACCGUUUACACUGGGACAACUCAAAGAACUGCUCAGCAGAACAGGCACUCUUGUGGAAGAUGGCUUCUGGAUUGAUAAAAUCAAGUCUCAUUGUUAUGUCACUUAUUCUAGCUCCGAAGAAGCAGUUGCCACACGGGCAGCACUUCAUGGCGUUAAGUGGCCUCAAAGCAAUCCAAAAGUUCUUAGAGUCGAUUUCUGCCAACAGGAUGAGCUGGACUUCCACAAAGGUUUAGGCUCCAGUGAAAGACCGGGAAGUGGAAUACAAAGUCAUAGUCAGGGUCUUCCUUCACUCCUCCCAGAGAGAGACCAGUGGGCUGAACGCGAGCGUGAAAUGGGGCGCCGGGAACGGGCACGGGCAGAGCGGGAAUGGGACAGGGAUAAGGUCAGAGAGUUUGGGAAGACUCCAGAGGAAAGGGAAGCAGGUGCACGGAGAUCUCGGUCCAGAGAGAGACGUCGCAAGGAGAGGGAAAAGAGCAAGGAGAAGAAAACUGAGAAGAAAGAGAAAACAGAAGAUCCUCCGGCAAAAUUGCUUGAUGACCUGUUCAGAAAAACAAAAGCAGUUCCUUGCAUAUACUGGCUUCCCCUGACAGAGGAACAGUAUCUUCAGCGUGAAAAGGCUAGAGUUGAAAGGAGGAAAGAACGAGAGAAGCAACGCAAAAAAGAAGAGGAGGAAGCAGAGCUGAAGAAAAAAGAGGAAGAAAACAAGGAGAGAAUGCGAACUGGAGGUGGCAUUACAGUCGACCGCAGUGAGAGCGAGAAGGACAAGAUCAGAGACAGGGACCGAGCCAGAGACCGAGGUAGGGACAGGGAAAGGGACAGGGAGGCUGACAAACGAAGGGAGGGUUAUCGUAGGCCUGGUGGCUACGCCCCCCCUAGUGGACGCCGUUCACGCAGUCGAAGUGACCCCCGAGAACGUAGGCGCUAGUUGAAAAAUGCUUAAUGGAAUUCAAGAGACCAUACUUCCAUUUGCCUUUCACUAUAUGUACUUUAAUAUGACAGACCCUAAUGGAGGACCAACUGAUGUCACAGCAUCUCUAAAAUUACUUGUUUUUAAAUCACAUCUGCACCAACAUCUGAUCAUGCUGAGAGGGGACCAUUAUUCUUUUGCAGUGUUUUCCAGAAUGCUGUACGUCUUGCCAGUGUCAAGAGUCAAGUUCUCUUUGUAUGUUUGCCUUAUUUUGUCUUGACAGCAUUGCGUUAUAGCACUGGAUAAUUAUAAGUAUCCUCUGAUGUUCCCUGUUGCUGCUUAAAUGUAGGUGUUGACUAACUUGCAAUCAGUUGCCUCAAGUGUUAGCAGCUCAGCUCUAAGGUUCAGUCCUUCGGUUGCUGUUGUCAGAGGAUGUCCUGCAGCAUUGGGAUAAACGAACAUAUCUGUCUCUUUUCAGCGGCAAAUAACAUAAGAAAUAUUUGGAGAUACGAAGUUUAACAUUUUGUACAGACAAAAUAAUCAAAAGCCAAGUCUGUAAAUGAGGCAGCUUUGGGAUAUUUUUGGACAGGUGUAUAAUAACAAACCAAGGUAUUGUAGUGUUCUUCUCACCUUGAGCCAAAUCUUCACAGGCCUGAUCUGUUUAUGAUUAUGUCCUCAACAUUUAAUCUGUUCUAUUUUUCCCUCAUCCCCUCCUGUAGUAUUCAUGCAGGUUUCAGAGGGAGUACGCUCACUGAUGGUUUUAAUAUUGUUUUUAAUUGCUAUUUUAUCAUUUUAGUACAAAGGGUUUUUUGUUUUUUUUUUGUUUUUUUUUAAUUUUCUUUAAGUACGCCUAUUGGUGAAUGUACAAAUAAUAAAAAUUGAGACUUAAAAUCCUUUCA